This is a messenger RNA of Danaus plexippus (monarch butterfly), 1275 nucleotides long. RefSeq lists its product as uncharacterized. The record is from RefSeq and is a predicted model, not a curated record. The coding region runs from base 159 to 740 and encodes 193 amino acids. NCBI's taxonomy places the organism in Eukaryota, Metazoa, Arthropoda, Insecta, Lepidoptera, Nymphalidae. The transcript has a single exon.
ACUCUUGGGAAAGAUUCUUGUGUCUUCAAGACUAAUCCGUAUUAACACAACUCGUAAAAGUUUGGUUAUUACAUUAAAUUCUAAAAUCUUAAAAUUUUUUUCAACAUAAAUUUUAUAAAGUUAUUGUCGCUUCUAAAAGUGCUUAAUAAAUCGGACCUAUGAAAAACAGACUAGGAAUUGAGUUUGUUGCUAGUGAGCGGUACGCGGGCGAGCUGACUGUGGAAACGGUGGGGCCACAAACACCAAAAACGACACAACGAAGGGAUUCCAUGGCGCCCAAAAUUAUAGUAUGUCCGCCUGUUGAAGAAAUUAAUCAACAAACAACUCCGAAACGCGGUACGAGAUUACUAAAAGCUAUCAGCAAGCGUUUGUCUAGAAGAUCAACAGACGGCGACUCCUUGGGCAGUUCGAGCAGUAACGACAGCAUGUCUUGUGAAACUGGUCGCUUGGACGAUCCGUCAUCAUGUUCAGCCAGUGAUUCCAGCAGCGACGACUCCGAGCGUCACCGCCGUCAUCGUUCCACCGUGUCAUUGCGGAAAGUUUUCCAAAAUUUGAACCUUAGUCGCUCCCAAUCCUGUUCACCAACAGAUCGCCAGAGACAGCCGAAAAAGCAAUCCCAGCCAAAACGCAUACUGCGACCACCAGUCACUUACACAUACGUUAGAGGUCUAUCCGGCUUACCCACACAGAGAGUACCGAGAUACCCGGUUUACUGCGCUUCUUCGGGUUUAAACCGAUAAAAAGCGUUAUCCCUAUCCAUUCGGAUGACAUUUCGGAGUAUACAAGACUGUUUAAAUCUAGGAAGUUAGAAGAAUAAGAGAAUGGUCAGUUACGUCAUAUCACUAGAAACAAGAAAAUUCAGGACCCGAUAAGAAAAAACGACGUUGUCUUCAUGAAGGACCAAAUCCGAGGCGAUGGUGGAAAUAUUUUAAAUAAGCGUCUUUUAAGCUUAAUGACCAUUGCUAGUUGUUAUCACUAUUUAAGGAAAUGUGAAGACUGUUCUGAUGAUACGAUUGUACUGAAAUGAAGUGUUUUUUCUACAAGUUCCAAUAAUUUAUUUCUAAUAUCCAAAAUGCACAUAACUUUAGUCACGAAACUUAAACGUCUUAGAAUGCGUAUGAAUGGAACAGUAUGGUGUGACACCAAAUUUCAUCUAUAUAUUAUGUAUUGUGCCUUCUCAAAAAUAUCCAUUUGUAACAAAUAUUUGCCUAAGAUUUUAUCUUCAGAGUAUUAGAGUACAGUAUUAUUUUAUCCUAAAUAAAAUAAACAUAAAAA